UUUCCGUUACGGUCAGCAUCGAACAGAACGUCGGCGAGACUUUUUCUUACUUUGCAUUUUUAUUUAAACGUUUUUAAGACUUUAAGAUAGCUGAGAUAGAUGGGACGUUUGGUUAUACUAACAAGGAGGGCAGCAGAAUUCGACGAGAUUUCCGUUAAAGUCACACUGACUGGUUUAAAUGACUGAGGAGGAGCUCCUACAAAUGCGCGUCCCGCGGCGCUCCUCCGCGUUAAACGCGCGCAGUCGGAGAUGGAGACGCACCUGAGGAGCUCCGCGUGUUUGUGUCUGCAGGCUGCUGAACAGGAUGGCUGCUGAGGAGAGGCACAUGACGUCCAGCUGUGGCUCCUACAUCAAGACCGAGCCCUCCAGUCCGUCCUCUCUGGUGGACACGGCCAGCCACCCCAGUCCCGGCGCACAUUCGGACGCCAGCGGCGGCUACGCAAGCGUCAUCAACAGCCACUCCAACGGCCUGGACUCUCCGCCCAUGUUCACGGCGGGCGGGCCGCUGGGCGCGGCGGGGAGCGCCUGCCGCAAACGCUAUGAGGACUGUUCCAGCACGUUACUGGAGGACCCCGGCUCCAUCAAGUGUGAAUACAUGCUCAACUCCAUCCCAAAACGCCUGUGCCUGGUGUGUGGAGACAUCGCGUCGGGGUACCACUACGGCGUGGCCUCCUGUGAAGCCUGCAAGGCCUUCUUCAAGAGAACAAUACAAGGUAACAUCGAGUACAGCUGUCCGGCCACCAAUGAGUGCGAGAUCACGAAAAGAAGACGCAAGUCCUGUCAGGCGUGCCGCUUCAUGAAGUGCUUGAAAGUGGGCAUGCUGAAGGAAGGUGUUCGGCUAGAUCGUGUACGAGGAGGCCGACAGAAAUACAAGAGGAGAAUGGAUGCAGAAAACACAGCCUACCUGGGGCUCACACUGCCACCGCCAGCCAAAAAACCCUUGACGAAGAUCGUGUCCCAUCUGCUGGUAGCUGAGCCAGAGAAGAUCUACGCCAUGCCAGACCCCACCAUGCCCGAGAGCGACAUCAAAGCGCUGACCACGCUGUGUGACCUGGCCGACCGCGAGCUGGUGGUCAUCAUCGGCUGGGCCAAACACAUCCCAGGUUUCUCCAGCCUGUCUCUGGGAGACCAGAUGAGUUUACUGCAGAGCGCAUGGAUGGAAAUCCUGAUCCUGAGCAUCGUCUUCCGCUCGCUGCCCUACGAGGACGAGCUGGUGUACGCGGAGGACUAUGUGAUGGACGAGGAGCACUCGCGGCUCACGGGCCUGCUGGACCUCUAUGUGUCCAUCCUACAGCUCGUGCGCAAGUACAAGAAACUCAAGGUGGAGAAGGAGGAGUUUGUCACGCUGAAGGCCAUCGCACUCGCCAACUCAGACUCCAUGCACAUAGAGGACGUGGAGUCAGUUCAGAAGCUCCAGGACGCCCUUCACGAAGCGCUGCAGGACUACGAGAGCUGUCAGCACACAGAAGACCCUCGGCGGGCGGGGAAGCUGCUGAUGACGCUGCCGCUGCUCCGGCAGACGGCCACCAAGGCCAUCCAGCACUUCUACAGCAUCAAGAUGCAGGGCAAGGUGCCCAUGCACAAACUCUUCCUGGAGAUGCUGGAGGCCAAGGUCUGAUUGGCCGCUCGUCGCGUGACAUCAUCGGGGCCAGAGACUGCGGAGGACAGCCUGAGACGUUUUCUGAAGACCUGAAAAAAUAAUAACUUGGUUUAAAACAUAAAUAUAAAUGGAAAAAUAAUUUAAAAAUCUAUAACAAAUACUAUGUACUUGUACAGUGAUGCUUUUUGUUCUUGAUCUGUGCUUAUAUAUGAUGGAAGAAACUGUAAGUAAUUUCAGAGCGAGUAGUCAUUUUUUUGUUCCGCUAACUCUCCGUACGUGUCGCCAACAACCUCAGUCCGGCCCUCGGACGACGCCAGGACACCUUGAGGACUUGUAAAUAUUCAUGGCGGCGAGCCGCAGGAUUUGGCCGAGGCUGGACGUGGAAGCUGCUGCCGGUUCUUCCCUAAAUGUGAACUUGCUGACGUCCUUGAAAAUACCUCUUCUUGAAUCCUGGGAGGACGGCGUUUGUGACGCGUUCAUCCGGGAUCUCAGUCAUCUUACUCUAGUAACUCAGCAAUAAAUCAAGCCGAUGAGGAGCGCCCACCUCUUGAGUUGCACUGUACUGCUUUUUUAAAUGACUUGUUAUUGUUGUCGCUGAUGUUUUGGCCUGGAUGUAGUCAGUGGGUGGAGGGGACGAGGUUUCAAAGGAUUUACGACGUGUGGCAGAAGUCCAGGACGCUCCGUGUUCAAACAAUCAGAUGCCCAUAUGUCAAACGACCUAUUUUGGGCUUGUUAAGCCACCGGCAGAGGAAACGAGGUGCCCGUCAUCAUCUGCUCAGACCCUGCCAGGACUUUUAUAGCCAUGUAUCUGAAUGAAGGUGGGCGGCAGGUGCGGGUCUUUAUCACCAGCUUUAUUUUUAGGUCUUGGAAGACGACAGCAGAUUGAACAGGAGGGUGUUUGACCUCAUGUUGACACAAUAGCAUCGCUUCGAAAAUGGCCUUCGAACUCGCCGGCCCUAUAAACAGCUUAUUACCCCUAGAUCCACUUGACAGCAGACCACCGUACGGCCGUCAGUCCCAGAUAUCCAUUAGGAAUGGAGGACUGUGGGGAUUCAGUGCUGUGACUGAAGGGUCACAGGGUUUGAUUGUGUCCAGGGGUGCGUUUCCCAAAAGCAACUAUGGUCACCAACAUAGAGUAGUUUAACGAUUCUGUGUAUCCCAAAGCAGUUAUAUGCGGUUAUAAGCGUCUUGUUGGAAUGAUGUGGACUUAAAUAGAUUGUGCUCAGUUUGCACACUAAGCAAGAUAACAUGCAGUGCAUUUUAUAGCAUUUAAAUUUUCAGUUCAAUUCAAAUUGACAUUUUUGGAUCAAACAUCAAAUAAAGCAACCAAUUACAAACCACAUAUUAAUUAGAUUAACUAUAACAAUCGGACAUAAAAUUACGGUCAAAUUAAUAAAAUUAGCAAAAAAAUGUCUAUUUUCAAUAGUGUAGAGAUGUCUGAAGCACUUUCAAACCUGUUGCAUGAUAAAUUCACGUCAACUAAAUCUGCAUGAUUGUGCAAAACUCUCAAUAAUGCAGAUUCCGAUUGGACCAGUGUUAAGUGAUUUAGUCUUAGUCUUUAUCUUGAGACGAAAAUGCUUAAUAGUCUUAGUCACAUUUAAGUCAUUUUAGUCUUAAAUAGUUUUAGUCUACUUUAAGUCAACGAGAAGUUAUUACAUUUUUGUCAACUUUUAAUCAUUACUUUUAGUCGAGCUGCAGUUACCAACAUUUAUUUUGGUAGCUAUUUUCUGUGUAGUCUUCAAACAAAAAUACUCAACCCAAUUAAGCUUAUGAGAAAUUGGAAUCAAGGAUUGAAUGGAAAAACUUGAAUAAAUGAUGACAAUCUUAAUUUUUGGGUGAACUGUCCCUUUAACAGUUGUGAAAAGGGAGCAGCUUAUAAAAAUUAUAGUUGUUCAUAUAUAAUAUAUUUAAUACAUAUAUAAUUUAUCGUUUUUAAAAAAGAAGCAGAAUAAGACAAGACAAAUAUGAAAGAGAUACAAAUUAAACUAAUUUUUCAGAUACAGUUGGCUUACUUAAAAUAUUUAACAUCUUUUGUUGGUUAACAUUAUAAUGACACGGAUGGGUACUUAAUUAGGAAUGCUGUUCCUUUAAGACGGAAGGCAUGCAUGUAAUACUGACACUGUAUUUACGUGAGAUAUUCUACACAAAAACAUUUGUACUGCUGUGUGUGUAUUUGAGCGCUGAGAACUGAUCGCACAAAGUGGAGCGUGCGCGAGAGAGAGCACUUCUAUCAGCGCGAUUCCACCAAUCCUGCCUUCACUAACUGUGAGUUAAUCAACAACGAAUUGUAACUCCCGGGAAAAACGGGACGUCUGGUCACCUCAUCCCUACACUUUCGGGUGCUAAGGCCAUUCUGUCCAUCCACUGCGGCUGCCAUAUUGAGACUAGAUAUGCGAAAUUGCGAACGCAACGCCCCUCAUCCGAUUGCAAUCCAAUGACAGGGUCGCACAUUUUGAAGGACAAGCAUAUAUGAUGUAUUUUGUAUGUCCUGUAGUCCUCAAAUAACAUCAUCGUCUCGUCUUGUUAACGAAGACGCUGCAUAUAUUUCGUCACAGUUUUUAUCAUCAGAUGUUAGUUUUAGCUCGUCAACGUCUCGUCUUUGUCACAGAAAAUAUGUUCAUUAACGAAUAUUUUUCGUCGUCGUCUUCGUUAAAGAAAUUAACAAUGGAUUGGACCGACUGGAUUUCGCCUGUGAAACAGUAAAAGUGACCACAUCUUAUUUGCAAUCUUGAAUUGAUUAAUUAGCAGUCGUUAUUACUCCACCCCCGGAGUGUGACAUCAUUAACGAGAGGCCUAUUUUGUUAAGUGCGAACUUGCUACUACGGUUUUGGGAAACAGUUGUGUCUAGUUAGUUGCAUUGCACUACGGUGGUUAAGCAGCGAGUUUUGUCAUGUUUGGGAAACGCACCCCAGGUCGAAUCUCUCUCUGUGAUGCCGAGGUCUCUCAUUGGCUUCCUGAUGGAAAGAAAACCCGAACCCACCACAGUCUCGAGCCGACCAGACCAGAUAGCGAGAGAGAAGAUAAUGCAGGGAUUCAUUUUAUAUGCAGCGGCGCAACUGUGUGGAUUCACAUUAGGGAUCAAUUCUGAUUGAAAUCAUGCCAAAGCAGAGCACAUCUGAGCGACAUGAACGCAGACGCUUCAAGCUACAGCACGCAGAGGUGAAUUCACACGUCACUGAGUUCUGAAUACGCCAGAACACAAUUCAUAACAUAACACAAUAGUACCACAAUGCUUUAUGAACAUCUGUUAGUCAUGCUCUGAGAUGGACACACGGUAAUGAACAUAUAUGCAACAUUCACUUAGCUACCUCAUCAUUCAUCCACGUCUGGACAUUCUGUAAAUGCUGUCCUUUAUUUCGCCUGUUUGUGUCAUGUGGACAGUAACACAACUUCUGGUAUCGCUAGAUAACUAGGUUAACUUCUCACAUACCACACUAACCACCAAAGCACACUACAUUCUUACCACGUCCUGUUCGGUGCACAGGUUUAGGUGCUUCCUUUCUACUUUUUUUUUUGACAACGGGACACUUGGACACAUUCAUCAUCUACCCAAAAACACAUUACUGUGUGAGUGGCGUGAAUGUUGAUCUGUGCCUCUCCGUUCACUGUUUAAGAAGGAAAAGAUGCAUAUCUGUAAAUGCUGUCAUUUAUUUAUGUGCUCCUCCCGCAGCAUGCCAGGGUCAGAAUUGGUCCCUCAAUGUUCAAAAUGACGAAGGCUUUUGUGUUUCUCCUCAAGAUAUUCAUUGUGUAUAUUAUAUCACUUUGGCCACGCUGUACUGUACAAUAAUAUUGUUCAUUUAACAAACACCUGUGUCACUUUCUUUUUUAUGUCAAAAAAAUGGAAAAGUAACAAAGUCAUUCUCUCAAAG
Cyprinus carpio (common carp) is the source of this 5469-nucleotide messenger RNA. It is a transcript of the gene esrrb, whose product is annotated as steroid hormone receptor ERR2. Gene Ontology annotation, molecular function: steroid binding; nuclear steroid receptor activity; DNA-binding transcription factor activity. Lineage: Eukaryota; Metazoa; Chordata; Actinopteri; Cypriniformes; Cyprinidae. Gene Ontology annotation, cellular component: nucleus. Gene Ontology annotation, biological process: regulation of DNA-templated transcription. The record is from RefSeq and is a predicted model, not a curated record.